Messenger RNA from Sinocyclocheilus grahami, 2266 nucleotides. Its product is annotated as probable peptidyl-tRNA hydrolase 2. NCBI's taxonomy places the organism in Eukaryota, Metazoa, Chordata, Actinopteri, Cypriniformes, Cyprinidae. Gene Ontology annotation, molecular function: protein binding; peptidyl-tRNA hydrolase activity. The transcript is spliced from 7 exons. The coding region runs from base 431 to 958 and encodes 175 amino acids. Gene Ontology annotation, cellular component: cytosol. The record is from RefSeq and is a predicted model, not a curated record.
UAGGAAUAAUGAAUGUCUUAACGCCUGGGCAGUCUUUGCUGCGGUGUGCAGCCAGGUGGCUAUAGUUUUUUUUAUUAAAUCAUUUCGUUUGAACGCUUCAAAACGAAAGGAAGAAUCUUAAUGUUAUUAUUUUACAUUUCCGUUUAAACAAGGCGCUUUGUAGCGCAGAUGACCCGGAAAUGUAACCGACAUGACACAUGAACUUGGUUUAUACGGUAAUGUUUAGUUCACGUUUUGCGCCGAAAUCUAUUGUUGCAACUAAUGAAUUAAAACUACAAGCAGCAUUUGGAAAUAAAAGGUUCAAAAUAAUCCCAUAUCACAAAUGACUUUAUGUCAAUUUGAGAGUGAAAAGACGAAAACAAUCGCUCGUGAAGAAGCUCACAGUCUCAUUGGGUGAUAAUCGCUCGGUCAGUAGUGCAGUAAAGCAGAAAUGGAGUCCCAGCAGGAAGUGAACCCUGUAUUCCUGCAGCAGCUCAGAGAGUUGGACAUACCUGAGGAGGCAGCCAAGCAGGCACUCUUGCACACACAGAAUGUGUCUGCGGAGGAAGCUGCAAUGUACUACUUCAACAAACUAGAGAACGAGGAUGAGGGUGAUGAGGACCUGAUGUACAAAAUGGUGUUUGUUGUAAAUAUGGAGCUGUCCAUGGGUGUGGGGAAGGUGGCGGCGCAGGUGGGUCAUGCUGCAGUGGGUUUGUAUCAGGCCUUGCAGGAGAAAAACAGUUGGAGGGAAAUGGCCUGGAGAUGGGACCAUGCUGGAGCUAAGAAGAUUGUGUUACAAGGCACUAACAUGGCACACCUUUUGGAGUUGCAGGCUCUUGCAAUGAGCCUCAGUCUUCCUACAAAGCUGGUACAGGAUGCUGGACACACACAGGUGGAGCCAGGUUCAUGCACUGUGCUUGCCAUCAUUGGAGAAGAGGAGAUGGUGAAUAAUGUCACAGGCAGUCUGAAACUGCUUUGAGGAAACUACUGUAAUGCUGAGGAAAACUCUUCAAGUGUAAGUUUGUUAUGUACCACAGAAAGAACAGGGGUCAGCGUUUCCCCACAGUAGCAUGGUUUUCCUCAAGAUAAUGCACUCAGUAAUUUUUUGUUUAUGUUGUGAUGACUUACACUGACACCUAACAAUGUGGAUGCAUCUUUACGCAAAAGCAAACAGUUUCUGUUACUGAUACCUAGGGAUGGGUUAUAUACCGUUAUAAUUGUCAACCAGUAUAACUAUUUACGUAUCAUUUCUAUUGUGGUUAUGCCAAUGUUUCCUGCAGUUCUGAAACUCCAGCACCACAAAAAGAACCCAUAUUUAACUCCAGUUGUGAAUGUGAGUUUGCGAUUUGAAUUGAAUGCGAUGUGAAAAGGCAGUGUAUCACUAACAGCAAGAGAAAGGGUCUUUCUUUUAAGCUGUCAUUGUGAGUGGCACACAUAAAAAAACAACGCAGAAUAUUCAGGUUUACAAACAACAUACAUUACAGCUUUCACUUAAUCCUUAUGAAAACUGGUCACACUGAGUAAAUUACUUCAGAAAUUAAACUAAAUUAUAAUGGGUAAUUUUAUGUAGUUGCUAAAAGGUUUUCAGUAUUGUCAUGGAAGGCUAUCUGACAUGUAAAAUGGAGAAGGUGUCAUCAUACUUAACUUGUAUUGUUUAUUUCAUUGCUUGCAGUAAAAACACAAUACAAAGAUGAUGUAACCAAUAAAACACUAUAUUUAAAGUUUCAUUGCAGUAUUAAUGAUAAAAAUCUAAAUUUUAUAGAUCAACCAUUACUUGGAAAUUGGAAAUUCACAAAUAUUCUUUUUUUUUUUUCAUAAAAACUAUAUAUUGUGAUGUAUGUUUGUCUAUAAUAUUGUUACAUUUUUGCUUGUAUCACACAUUCCUAUCAAUACUAUUGUAGAAAUGCACAGUAAGCCAUGAUUUAUUUAUUACUCAAAAUCAAAAUGGAGUAGGAGGUGAAUUAAUGAGAUAAAAUUAGUAUAAAUUGACUGCUAAUGCAACCCACGUGUGACUUUUAUUAAGCCACUGAAAUUACUCUUCAUCUCAUAUAGGUGUUAUUUUAACCACUUUUUUUUUUUUUUUUAUAUUACAAUUAAUUUAUUUUGUACAACUUUUUAAUGAAGGAAAAAUUACUGAGUGAAAUCUGUGGAAAAACACCUACAUACAGUAGUUUAACACAACAGAUGUGUUUAAAUAAUUGCAUUUUAAAGCUCUUAAGUUAUGUUAGAAGACAACUAAUAGAUAUUAUCAACCGGUCCCUAAAUUUCUAUAGAGCUAAAAAAAAAA